AUGGUUCCACCGAUUACGAAUCAGAAGUUGAACUCCAUUCAGCAAGGAUCAUUGGAUGUUACUUCUUAUUAUACUCUCUUAGUGACUUUAUGGGAGGAGUACAAGAAUUCUGUUGAGUUACCAGUCUGUACUUGUAGAAAAUGUGAGUGCAAUGCAGCUGCUUUAUGGGAGAAGUUACAGGAACGAGGUCGAGUGACAAAAUUCCUGAUGGGGCUUAAUGCGUCUUAUGAAGCUACUCGAAGACAUAUCCUCAUGUUGAAACCUAUACCAAGCAUCGAGGAAGCUUUCAACAUGGUGACUUCUGAUGAAAGACAGAAGACCAUUCUGCCAAAGCCUGAUAGUAUGAUUUUUCAGACCUCUGCUCCUGCUCCUGCUCCUGCACAAGAUAAUGUCGCUUAUGCUGCUAUUCAGAACAGUUAUCGUCCUAGGGGCUCUCGACCUAUCUGUACUCACUGCGGUCACACUGGACAUGUGAUUCAAAAAUGCUUUAAGUUGCAUGGUUAUCCACCGGGUUAUAUACCAGGAUUCAAGAGCACCUUUGCUAACUAUCCGGGGAGUCAUCGUCCUUCUGCACCAGCUGCUCAAUCUCGUGGACAAUCUUCCAUUACUCCUCAUCCUCAGACUCAUGCUGUUGCUAAUGUCGUCACGGAGCAGAUUCCAUCUUACUCGCAGUCCACUCCUGCUAAUACUGCCAAUUUUGACGUUAGCACUCUUACUGGUGAUCAGAUACAAUCUCUCCUUCAACAGUUGAAUGCUCAGGUUAAAACUUCAGAAGGUCCAGUUUCAUCUUCUCAAGCCUCGUCUAUUACAGAACAUGGUGCUAUGGCUAUACAAUCUACUUCUGGUAACACUUUCUCUUUUCCUUCUUCCUCCUUACGUUUUGAGAAUGACUGCCUUACCUUUCAACAUCAAUGCUUAUCCUCUCUAUCUAAACACAUUCCUCAUGGUAGCUGGAUUAUAGAUACUGGAGCAACUAGUCAUGUUUACUCUGAUUUGGCCUUUUUUAGUGAAACAGUUACCGUCUUAGGAGUUACAGUCUCAUUACCGAAUGAGGCUAAGGUGGAUAUAAAACAUUGUGGGACAGUUAAACUGACAAAUACUCUCAUUUUACAUAAUGUUCUGCAUGUGCCAUCUUUCACAUUCAAUCUCAUUUCUAUUAGCUGUCUUUUGCAGCAUAAUCAUGGCUCUGCUCACUUUUUUCCUGAUCAUUGUUAUCUUCAGGAGUCUAUUCAGGGCUUGAUGAUUGGUAGAGGCUUUUUGUUGCAUAACCUUUACGUCCUUCAGCAUGAUUCAUCGUCUGUUUCUAUCACUCCGUCAUCGUCAUCUGCAUCUGCAUCACCAUCUGCAUCUACUCAUUUCACUGGAUCCUUGGAAGUCGACGGACAUCUUUGGCAUCAACGCCUUGGAUAUCCCUCUCAUGACAAGUUAAAGCUUCUUACUGGUAUUUUACCUUCUUCUGAUCUUAGGCAUGUCACCCCUUGUGAUGUCUGUCUGUUAGCCAAACAGAAACGUCUUCCUUACAUUUCAAAUAAUCACUUAUCACCUUUUCCUUUUGACUUAGUUCAUCUAGACAUUUGGGGGCCUUUUUCCAUUGAAUCUGUAGAAGGUUUUAGAUAUUUUCUCACCAUAGUUGAUGAUUGUACUAGAGCUACUUGGGUUUACCUAUUAAGAAAUAAAAGUGAUGUUACUUCUAUAUUUCCAGCUUUUAUACAGUAUGUCUUUACUCAAUAUAAAAAGAAAAUUAAGAAAAUUAGGACAGAUAAUGCUCCUGAACUUGCUUCCACUGAUCUUGUUAAGACUCAUGGCAUGAUUCACCAGUUUUCAUGUGCUUAUACACCUCAACAAAACUCUAUUGUAGAACGUAAGCAUCAACAUCUUCUUAACGUUACUAGAGCUCUUUUCUUUCAAUCUCAUGUUCCUCUUGCAUAUUGGACAGAUUGUCUUCUUACUGCUGUUUUCCUUAUCAAUAUAACUCCUUCACCCUUAAUGCUUAAUCGCACUCCUUAUGAACUCCUUAACGUUAAGAAACCGGAUUAUACCUUUUUACGAACUUUUGGCUGUCUGUGUUAUGUCUCUACGAACUCUAAAGAUAGACAUAAAUUUAGUUCUCGCGCUGAUAAAUGUGUGUUUUUAGGCUAUUCUUUUGGUUACAAAGGUUACAAAGUUCUUCAUUUAGAUAGUAAUGUGGUCUCUAUUUCUCGUAAUUUUGUCUUUCAUGAGACUAUUUUCCCUUUUGUUGAAACUCGAUUGAAUACUAGUGUUCAUGAUCCUUUUGACAUGUCCAUUUUACCAUUAGAUAUUCCUCACAAUAUAGACUAUUUUCAUCAUCCUGUUCCUCAUACAUCUAGUACAUCUCAUGCUUCUACAUCUGAUGCAUCACAUAAUACCACCAAUAGUAAUCCUACUGGUGCCCCAUCGGUUGUUGGGACUGUACCUGCUGAGACAACCAUUGUUUCACCAUCAAAUGUCAGACCAAGGCGAUCUUCUAGAGAACUAGUUUAUCUUUCUGACUAUCACUGUUCUCUUAACCAAAUCUCUUCUUCCUCUUCAUUAUCCACUCUUUCCACUUCCCCUAAAAAACUUACCACUCCUUAUCCUUUAUCUUCAUACCUUUCUGAUUCUAACCUCAAACCAUCCUACAAAUCGUAUAUUCUUUCUGUUACUCGCGAGACAGAACCUAAAAUUUUUAAAGAAGCUAUAGCAUCUCUGAAGUGGACGUAG
Molecule: messenger RNA, 2721 nt
Organism: Camelina sativa (false flax)
Lineage: Eukaryota; Viridiplantae; Streptophyta; Magnoliopsida; Brassicales; Brassicaceae
Source: RefSeq, a predicted model, not a curated record